UACCACUCCCACUGUCCUAGCUGGGUGACAAGCUGGCGUGGAUACGGGGGACAUCGUUGAUACAUUAGCAUCCUUCGCUUUUCAGUAGUAUGACUCAAACUGAAUAUUUCAGCUUUGGUAGUAGUGGGUCAUAAACAUGGGUGCGUGUCAUGACAUGACUAUAUUUAGACGAUAUUGAACAAGAAAGCCAGUUAAAUAGGUGUUUUUUUGAACAAGCUUGCUAGUCGACACAUUAGCCAGAUUUAGCUAGCUAUUUUUUCCCGCUGUAAUUAAUUUAGGCUCGUAUAACUUGGAUUUGAAUGCUCAGCGUGGGACAAAUGUGUAGACCAAGCAAGUUGUUAUGCGUGUCCAGUUACAGAAUGAAAUGAAUUAGCUGUGAAUGGGCAUUCGAUUAUAAUCCGGCAACUAAAACGGGAUGGAAGCGGGGUGGAUAGUGUUCGCCGCCUUUCUGUGGGAGUUCCACUGUGCUAUGUGUCGUGAUGUAACCCUUCCACCUGGCCCACUGUACCGUGUGGCAGGGUUCCCCCUAUCGCUGCCAUGCACAGUUUCAGGCUAUGAGGGUUCACGGACACAGGAUUUUGAGUGGUUCUUCUACCGAGAGGAUGCAGGUGCAAAGCAGAUUGGAGUGGUGUCCACACGAGAUAGGGAGUUUCCCUACGCCCCUUUCCAGGCACGAGUGCAGUCAGGAGAGGUCCGGGUGGAAAGGGACUCGGGUGACAAAGCCAGGCUGGUGAUUCAAAGGCUCCGCCCAGACGACCAGGGGCGCUAUGAGUGUUACACGCCAAGCACCGACAUGCGUUACCAAGGCAACUACAGUGCCUCUGUGGAUGUGAAAGUGAUUCCGGACACGUUGCUGAUAACCCACACACGAGUUCUAACGGGCCAGCCUGUCCCGGAGGGGGCGGGACUUCAGUUGACGUGUGCAACCUCUGUUAUGACUGUGCAGCACACUCACGUCUCCCUCACGUUUGGGGUGCGGAGCGGCACGGGCUACGGCUUUCCGGGCCACAACCUGCAUGAGGUCAUGUCCAUCGACCGUGAGCUGUGUGUGGUGCCGGGUAGAGGCAACUCUUACCAGCAGCGGUACACAGACGGUGAGAUCGGUUUGGAGAAGAGGAGUGGAGAGGGAGGCAGAGACAUGUAUGUGCUGAAGAUGAGCGCCCUGGAGCCUGGGGAUUCGGGAUCGUAUUUCUGCGAGGCGGCGCAGUGGAUCUUGGAUCCGUCGUACCAGUGGGAACGCAUUGCUCAGAGGACCAUGGAGCUGGGCAACCUCUCUGUACAGCCUCUAGCGGGCACGCUGGCUGUGGUUGUGGAGCCGGCCGGCGAGGUGUCCCUGCAGCCCGGCUCUCCUCUCAGCCUGGCAUGCCAGGUGACUGGCGCAGGCUGGUGGAACCGCUCCGCGCUGCUGGUCCAGUGGAUGCGGCGUGGCCCUGCAGGCGGCGUGGAGGUGGAGGUGGCUCGGAUGGACCCUGAUGGGGUUGUGAGCUGGGGUGACGAUGCCAGCAAGGGAGGUGGGGGCAGCAUGGAGAAGGAGGCAGAGGGCAGGUUCACCCUGCGGCGUUUCUCCGUCCACCCGCUCGACGCUGGCACCUACCGCUGCGCAGUAAGCGUGUAUGCCGGCAGGCCCACUCCGGGAGCAUCCAGCCCCGCCACCAUCACGCAGAGAUCAGAAGGUGUAUUGGUCAGCCUUAGGACUAAGGAGCACAGCGUGUCUGCCACUAUCAAGAUGCCACAUCAAGUGAUCCCAAAGCGUGGCAGCACUGUCACCUUGUUGUGUAACGUCUCUGUGGUGACCAUGGGCCCCAACCAGGUGGAAGUGCGAUGGCUGCAAAAGAAGGUGGAGUCUGACGGGAAAGGGGACACACCCCCGGUAGAAUCAAAAGGCAGUCUUCUAGCAACUCUGACCUAUGAUGGAAUGGCUCAUAUCUACAAUAAUGGAAGUGAUUUGAGCAUCGACCGAAUCUCUGCCAGUGUCUACAGGCUAAGGGUCUUUUCAGCACAUGAAGAUGACCAAGGCCAUUACCUGUGCCAGGCAGAGGUGUGGGCACAGGACCCCCACGGACGAUGGUACAACACGGGUGCCCAGGCAGUGUCAUCCACAGUGCACGUUUACCUGUAUGCACGAGUUGUUGACCUCCUCCUUAUACCGCUGGUGAUUGGAGUAUCCUGUGCCCUGUUUAUUGGAGUGUUCAUCAUUGCCACGGUAACGUGCUGCUUCAUGAAGCGACUGGCCAGGCAGCGCUCCCGAAUAAAGAAGUAGGAAUUUGACCUAUGUCCCUGCAGAUCUUACUGGGAGCUGAACAAAUGACACAAGUCAGAGAGAGUAUAUAUUUGUGUACUUGAUGGAGGAAUGAAGAAUACUGAUUCAUGCUGGCAGGCUUGAGCUAUAAGUGUACAGUGAAGAGACAAUUACAUUGCAGCAUUUCACUCCUGAUGCCUGACUGGAAGCGCGAGACAGCUCUUUCGUGCUAUUUUACGCAUGCAAUCACCCAUUGGACUGUUGAAGAGUAACUCACUUUCACUCAGUUUCUGUUGGCCUAACUUUUAAGGUUACAUACGUUUAAGCUCUUACAGGACACACAGAUGGCCAAAUUCACCUUUUUGUAGUUUUUAUUUUUCUUCAGUCCCCCUGCCCAAGGAUGAACCACUUUACAAUAGAUUUUUUGUGUGUGUGUGUGUUUACUGUUAUGUGCUCUGAUAUGUUAAUGAAAUCCUGGUUUUAGUGUGAGAAACCUUUACUUGGAGGUCUAAUGCAUGGCAUUAGCGUUUUACCAUUGUUUUUAAUGGUAUUUAUGGAAAAGUGGAACCACCCAGACUGUUGCACUGAAUCCUGCAGAUUUAAAGUUAAGCCCUUCCAGGUGCUUAGCCAUGGUCUGCCCACACACUGUUCCUGCACUCUGUCCAGUAAUCAGGCAAGCCCUUUAUGCUACAAACUCAUUUUGAGUGGGUUCAAUAGACUAAAUACUAUAUGUGUGGCUACCCUAUUGUGUAGAAAUGAAGUUAGAACCAUUUAAAGAAGAAAAACAAGGGAGAGUUUGAGUUGUAGACAUAGAGCUUUCAACUCCUUGCUGUGAAAUAAACUCAUCUGGAAUGAA
This is a messenger RNA of Electrophorus electricus (electric eel), 3095 nucleotides long. RefSeq names its product immunoglobulin superfamily, member 8 (gene igsf8). Gene Ontology annotation, cellular component: membrane. The record is from RefSeq and is a predicted model, not a curated record. NCBI's taxonomy places the organism in Eukaryota, Metazoa, Chordata, Actinopteri, Gymnotiformes, Gymnotidae.